Entrophospora sp. SA101 is the source of this 249-nucleotide messenger RNA. The record is from the annotation of a GenBank genome assembly. Lineage: Eukaryota; Fungi; Glomeromycota; Glomeromycetes; Entrophosporales; Entrophosporaceae.
AUGAUCAAUUGUUCACUAUUUCAUAACGGAUGGCCGAAUCCUGCAGUUUUACCCGUCACAUACCCAGAGUACGAUAGGAUUGCUCCAAAUAUAUCUUAUCCACAACAAAUCACAAGAUCAAAUCCAGAUGAUCAAAGUCCAGCUCAAGAACAAAAAAAUAGUCAUAUUCUUAAUAAGAUAAUACAGUUCUACAUAAUCGAUUUAGUGGUCUACGAUGCUCUUUAUACUGAUAUUCAUGGAACAGAAUGA